AUAUCUACCUCAUAAGCCAUACUUUUUUUUAAUAGCAGAACUUUAUUAAUAGCCAAGCCAAAAGUUUAUUAAUAGUAAAACUUGCAAUACUAGUAUGUAAAUGCAGUGAUUUGGUGUUGACCUUUAUCAGAUAAUUAUUUUAUAAAACUAAUUUUAGCUCAGAAAACGUUUUUGUGACUACCUGUGUGAUACACCACAAGUUGAGUUAAAGUUCGCUACAACACGACAUGGGGGCGAAGUCCCGGGAGUUUUUACUGCUCCUGGCAGUAUGCGCUCUAGCGUUCGGAGGAUCUGUCAACAAGACAACCAAAAAAAUCAAUGAGUCUGAUGAUUUCAUAGAACAGUACGAGGACUAUGAUGCCGGUCAAGAACAGGAAGUUCUCUUUAAUGAGGACAAACCCUGUCCCAGAGACUGCUUAUGCACUGUAUCCCAAGGAUAUAGAAUAGCUAAGUGCAAUCGUCUGGAAAUCGGCACACAGAAAUUUGGUAAUGACAUUACAGAUCUUGUGGUCGAAAAUGCAGAAUUCCCCAUUGUUCUCACUGAACAAAUAUUUAAAAAUCUAGGUCUUCACCAAGUUGCAACCAUAAAAAUUGUAAACAGCACGAUCGAGUCAGUGGACCCUGCUGCAUUCCGUGGUCUAGAGGAAUUGUACGCGCUAACUCUAUCUAAUAACCAACUUAAGAGGAUACACCCUAACACUUUCAUUGAGAACAAAAAGUUAUUGCUCUUGACACUCUCCAAUAAUCCACUGAAACUUCCUCCAACUGGUUCAACUGAUUAUUUUUUGAAUGCCUCCACCGUACAAGAGCUCAUUUUAUCUAACUGCAACAUACAAUAUAUAAGUGCCAAUGCCUUCCAAAAUAUGCCAGGGCUUAUGUAUUUAGAUUUAUCUAAGAACGAAUUGUCUGGAAUGGAUGCUGAUACAUUCAAGAAACUUUUGGAUUUAGAAGAGAUCGAUCUAAGUGACAAUAACAUAAAAUCGCUACCUGAUGACAUAUUCUCUGAAAACACUGAGCUUGCUACGCUCCACAUCGACAGGAACCCCAUUGACUCUGUUUACGGCUUACAAAUGUCCGAAUUGCUUACUCUUACUGCUGGACAAACUAAUAUUAAAUUUAUUGGACCGUCUAUGUUCAAUGGAAUGACAUAUAUUGCCAAUCUUAACCUCAGUGGAAAUAAUAUUGAAAAAAUUCAUAAUCAAGCAUUCCAUAAAUUAGUCGAACUGAACUAUCUCGACCUCUCCUAUAAUAAUCUUACAUUCAUUUCUAGCGUUCUUAUUAAAGAAAAUAUCGAACUGGAUGUUUUUAAAAUUUCGAAUAAUCCAAAACUGAAACAUUUGCCUACUGAUGGCUUCAAUUGUUCUGCAGAUCAAUUCAAUAUUUAUGCUUUUGAUGCGUCUAAUUGUGGUCUCGAGGAAAUAUUUGACAAUUCUUUAAUGACUUUCACAGCUCUAACUACGAUUAACUUGUCUGGAAACAAAAUUCAGUCUAUAAACAACAAAGUAUUCUCUUACUGUCCCAAAUUAGUUGAAAUUAAUUUGGCGUACAAUAUGCUGAGAACUCUAGAUAAUAAAAUUUUCCAGAAUAACGAAGAGCUUAGUAAACUAUAUCUUCAAGGCAAUCCAUUAAAAGUACUCUCAGCGGAAAUAUUUGUAAAUACACCAUCUUUAACAUUACUUGAUGUAAGUAACGCAGACUUGACCUCUCUCUGGAAAGAAGAUAAAAAUCUUCCAAAAGAACUUCUGAGCCACUUGAAUUUCUUAAACAUUUCACACAACCGCAUAACUGAAUUGAAAGAAUCUGAAAUUAUUAGUUUUGAAAAACUACGAACUCUAGAUGUUACCAACAAUCCGUUGACAUGCAGUCAUGAGUUCGAAAACCUAAUGAUUUGGUUGAAUAAGCACAAAGUUUCACCUAGUUCUAAUAAGGCCAGCAUUGCCAAUUUAGGUAAAGAUGCCAAGGAAGAUGACUUCACGUUUAGCUGGGAAUUCCUAUCACGUAAAACAUGCAGUAAUGCUAACUUCCUGCAUGCAGUAGAACCUUUACCGGCUGUCUCUGAUGAAGAAAUAUGGGAAAGGAUUGACAAAGACAACGUGGGUAAUUUCGAUCUGAAAAAUACUUUAGGAGAUGAUGUAUCAAUAGCUGAAGAUGAACCUAAAGUAACUGAAAACAAAUUGAGUGCUGACACCAACGCUAUUGAUGACGAGCUUAAGAAUAACGAUGAUCUUAAAAAUGACGAUGAUACAUAUGACGAUGAUGGAGAUGAAGAUGUAGACGGAGAUGACGAUGGUGACGAGGAUUCUGAAGAAGAGUAUGAUGAUGCUGAUGAUGAUGUCGAUCUCAAAGUAAAACUCAUCGAAAAACGACCUACACCAAAACCAAAUCCACCCAAGGUUGCUGUAGAAACUACAGAAAAGGAAAAGAUUAAGAUCGAUAUCAAACUUCUAGAAAACGAUAUUUAUGACGAGUUAGAGCCUAAAGAUUACAAGCAAGCGAGUGUAAUUGAAGAGCACGGCCAUUACGAUUACCUGUGGCCAAUGUUAAUAUCUAUACUUUGUGUUCUAGUACUCCUCCUCGUUAUCGCAAAGGUCGUCAUGGUAUUAUGCAAAAAGCGAACGAAGCAGAUGAGAUAUAACAGUGCCAUAAUAGCUGCCAUGACCCAACCAGGUCGUACAAAGAAGGAUUGCGGUCUGGUGUACCAACAGCUGUCAGAAGACCUGACAGGUCCAGCGACGCCUAAACUCAACCGCUACACUCCGCUGCACAGUGUAACAGUCAAGGCUUCCAACAUGUCGUACGAGAGCAGUCCUUUCCAUCACAGCAAUAUUGUGCCUGAAGCAGUUUGAACCGUAUGGUACAAAACAUCACAUUAGAGUUUAAAUAAACUAACAACUGCCUUAUUUCUUACAUGAGCAGUACGUGAUCGAAAUAAGCGCUAGUCAUAAACAAAAAGUUGAACAUUUUUAAUAUACAGUGCCUUCAACGACCAUUUUCGAACAACGUCGACCAAUAUUAUAUUAACUAGCGCAUCUAAAAAGUAACAAGUCAAAUUCAACAAAUUAAUUUAAGAUAUACAUAUUACUAUAUAUUAUACAAAUUAGUUGAUAGGUUUAUUUUAUGUACUUAAAAAUAAUAAAAAUUAAACACUAAA
Molecule: messenger RNA, 3151 nt
Organism: Galleria mellonella (greater wax moth)
Lineage: Eukaryota; Metazoa; Arthropoda; Insecta; Lepidoptera; Pyralidae
Gene: Gp150
Product: protein artichoke
Exons: 2
Coding region: 228-2846 (872 amino acids)
Biological process (GO): toll-like receptor signaling pathway; immune response
Cellular component (GO): membrane
Molecular function (GO): protein binding; transmembrane signaling receptor activity
Source: RefSeq, a predicted model, not a curated record